Echinostoma caproni is the source of this 1074-nucleotide messenger RNA. NCBI's taxonomy places the organism in Eukaryota, Metazoa, Platyhelminthes, Trematoda, Plagiorchiida, Echinostomatidae. The record is from the annotation of a GenBank genome assembly.
UCGGGAUUAGAACUGAGCCUUGACCGUAGUGCUGUGGUUAUUUCUGAUCGUGCUCCGACGUCGCUGGCUGUAUCUGGCAAAUUGUCGUCUACCGUGAAUGCACAUGAAGAAUCGAUUUCGAAACGGCGUGCCUCGGAGACGACAGAUUCUAGGAGGUUGACGGCGACGCUUGUUGCGGAGGCUGCGAAUACGAGUGAGGUUUUGCAUGUUGAUGUGGAUUCGGUUGGUGACGUGUUGGUCUGUGAUGCCAAGGCUGAUGUUGCUACCGAGGUUGUGGCUGAGGCCGAGGCGGAGUUGGACUUGGAUGGUGCUGGUGAUGUCGAGGCUGGAUCCGGAUCGCGACUGGAUGUUUCGUUUUCUGAUGGUGUUGUUGGUCUGUGUUCUGCAAUUCGUGGUCCGGUAUCGUUACGAGCUUUUGCUGAGUCGGAUGGGUUUUGGAACAUUGGGGUGUCUGGUCCUCGUGGUUCGAACAAUUCGGAUGUUGCUGAUUCCGAUUUCGAUCGUGUUGUUCAUCGCUCUAGUGCCUCGCGCUCGGGAGAAAGUCAAAUUUCCUUUCGGACAUCGGGGACUACGUCGUCCGUUCGAUUUCGUCGGCUUUUGAGCAAGCAAGAUAAAUGUAUGGCUUUUGACGAAUAAUCUCAGCGACCUCCAUCAAAAAGUAUGAUGGAAAGUAAUUAUCAACUUCGGCGCAGUCAGCGUAUCCGAGCUCCCGCCGUGUCCGACCCGCACCUUCGUGUCGUUCGAGACUACGUUAUUGGGAGUGAUGGAUAUCCAUACCAAGUUCCUAUCGGUAUCCAAAUAGAACCGACAGAAGAGGAACUUACAAGGUACCGACGAAAUCAGAAACGCUUGAGACUCCAUAACGAAUAUCAAAAUAACCCGGAUCGGCUGCAAAGACUGCGACAGGACCGUGUGAAAAAGCUCCAAGCUUUAGCCAGGCGGUACCGUCGUUCUACAGGCCGUCAAGUCACGGAAAACUUCAACACCCAACGGUUGAGUUCUCAACAGUUUGCACUAUGGACCUACACUGAAUUACGAAUGAAGUUCGGUAUUGCAGUACUGGAAAAAUUCUAA